Schistocerca piceifrons (Central American locust) is the source of this 2295-nucleotide messenger RNA. RefSeq names its product MFS-type transporter SLC18B1-like. The record is from RefSeq and is a predicted model, not a curated record. Lineage: Eukaryota; Metazoa; Arthropoda; Insecta; Orthoptera; Acrididae. The coding region runs from base 76 to 1611 and encodes 511 amino acids. Gene Ontology annotation, molecular function: transmembrane transporter activity. The transcript is spliced from 11 exons. Gene Ontology annotation, biological process: transmembrane transport.
GUCCGCAGUGGUGGCUGUGGGCAGCUAGCAGCCGGCGCUGGUCGCAGAAGACACCGCGCAGUCCUCUCCUCCAGCAUGCCAGACCUCCUGGACAGCGGGCUCUUCCCGCUACCCUCCAACUUCUCCAGGCGGCAGUGGCUCACGCUCAUCGUCAUCGGCAUCGCAGACUUCUGCAACGCCAUUUGCGUCUCGCUCCAGGCUCCCUUCUACCCGCACGAGGCAGAAAAGAAAGGAGCAACUGCUACGGAGUAUGGACUGGUGUUUGGUGUCUUCGAGUUGGUGGUUUUCAUUGUCAGUCCACUGUAUGGAAAACAUCUCAACAGGAUAGGACCAAAGUAUAUGUUCAAUGGUGGAAUUUUUACCACAGGCACAUGUGCUAUAUUAUUUGGCCUGCUGGACAAAGUCAACGGACACUAUCCAUUCAUUGUGCUGUCAUUUCUGAUUAGAAUAAUUGAAGCACUUGGAAAUGCUGCUUUUUUGACAGCAAGUUUUGCUAUAAUUGCCAAAGAAUUUCCAAACAAUGUUGCUACAACAUUUGCUUCACUGGAAACAUUCUUUGGUCUCGGUCUCAUUGUUGGACCAACUGUGGGAGGAGCUCUUUACCAGCUUGGAGGUUAUACAACUCCAUUUGCUGUGUUGGGAUCUGCUCUAUUCAUGUCAGCAGUGAUGACAGCAUUUGUACUACCAGGACACUCAGAUUCCCCUGUUGACGACAAACAUGAAGGUGGCCUGUUCCAAGUCUUGAAGAUACCAGGAGUUAUGCUUGCAGCUUCAAGCAUUGUUGUCACAUCAAUGAGCAUUGGCUUCUUACAAGCUACAUUGGAACCACAUCUCAGAAAUUUCAACCUCUCCCCUGUGAUUCUGGGGCUCAUGUUUGUCAUCAAUGGUGGUACGUAUGCACUAACUGCUCCUUGCUGGGGUUGGAUGUGUGAUCGUUUCCUGAUGCCUAAGAUUGCCACCAUCAUUGGAUGCCUUAUGAUAAUGGUUGGCUUCAGCAUGAUUGGCCCUGCUCCUUUCAUUCCAUGUGACACAAUUCUAUGGUUAUCAAUUCUGGGGCUUGUGUGUCAUGGCCUUGGGAUAGCUGCGCAACUGGUGGCAUCAUUCACAGAUGCUCUUAGAACAGCAAUAGCAUAUGGCUUUCCUAACAAUCUGGAAACUUAUGGAUUGAUAUCUGGAUUGUGGACUUCAACAUUUGCACUAGGAGCUUUUAUUGGUCCAUCUGCUGCUGGUAUUCUAUAUGACAGAGUAGGAUUUAAAAAUGCAACAAUGUUCAUUGUUGGACUUAAUCUUCUUGUAGGUAUUGUCGUACUGAUCUUUAUUUGCUUCACACGAAGAAGAUCACCCUACAAGGAAAUAACACCAACAGAUGAUCUGAAGAUGUACUCCAGUGCAGAGACAGGGUCAAACAUCAUCAGUAAUGGAACUGUUGUCAGAAACAAAGCAGUUGCUAUUGAACGACCACCGGGAAUGAAUGGCAUUAUUGCAUGUAACAGUUACAAAAAUAGGCAUGGAACCUGGCAUAUGAAAGACAGUGGUGCUGUUCUGAUAGGCCCUUACAGUUCAAGUUUUGGUGGGUCAGAAUCAAGAAAUCUUAUAGGGGGCAGACAUUGAACAUUUCUGCUGAAAAAUUAAAUUCUGAAGAAAAAAGUUUUGCCUACAGUGUUAAAUUUUACACCUGUAAAAUAACACCUAUCAGUAUUCUCAAAACAUCCUUAAUGUCUAGUUAUAACUGUAAAGAAGAGUGUUUACAGUAAUAUGAUGGUAGCAGCAGUAAAUAGUAUGCUUGAUGAAAGAGAACAACAAAUGUGUACCUAUCUGUAUGUUCUGUCAUCUGAAAAAGCAAGUAAAAUGCUGAGGAUGCUGCUAUGUAAUGCCCACAGCUGUUAAAUAACAUUAGGUCAAGCUCUACCCAUAAACAGAUACCUCUAUGCAUUGUCAUUGUAGACUGACUGACAAUUCAGCAGGCCAUUUUGUGUCUAACAUUUUAUUUAUUAAACUUUCUUAAACAUGACCACAAGUUAAAUAAAACUAGUUCAUACAUGUUCCUCACUUUUAGAAUAAUUUUUGUGUGUGUCAUUCUUAUUUAGCAAUCUGUAACUGCACAAAUGAGAAUGUUGUAUUUUGUAUAUAUUGAUUACAUUAGUGUGGAUGGAGCAAAUAAUUGUACAUACUGAUUAAGAAUGAGUGUGAUAACUUCUGAUCUGCAUUUUUGAAAAAUAAUUUUGUAGUCCAUUACUAAAUAAGAAUGGGAGACACACCAAAGUGAAAAUGUAAAGAAUAAAAACAAUGUGCGAC